GUACGUGGUUGGGAAAGCCAAAUUCGAUAGGGUGCCACGAUAAUAAAGUCCCUUUUACUCAGACGUUACAGGGUACCGCAACGCCACCCGUCUAGUGGAUGGAGCCCCGACUGCCCAGUUUCUAGGCCAUUGCCUGGGUCGGUCAAAGCUUGCCGAUUAUCUUGUGCCCUGACUUACGACCGUUUAGCACUUCUCUGUUUUGGCUCUCGUUGUCGUCGGUGACGACUUGAAUUUAGGCCGGUACUCUUGUCUUGAUCCACCCUUUCGAUAUCGACUAUGUUCUCUACUGACCUCACGUGGAACGGAGGUGGCGUGGAAAUGGUGGGAGAACGAAGGGCGCGAAAGGCCCAGGAGAGGGCGUCUGGCACGUCUGGAGCGUCGUCGAUCAGAACCUCGAUCAGUUUUGAGGGCUCAAGUUCCACAAAUCGAGGAUUUAGAUGGGCUUCAGGCUUGAAGAAAGCAAAAGAACUCAAACCUUCCAACAUACUACGACCCUUGACAAGCCGCAGUUCGAACGCACAGGUAACAGGCCAGACCACCACUCACAAAUCCACCACACAUCCUCAUGAUCUGAAAGACCCCUCGAUACAACCGGCCUGGACAUAUUCGGGAUCGCUUUCCUCUAACUUGCCAUCUGGAGCGUCUUUGGAUUUUCCUGAAUAUGAUACACCCAAACUACAUGGUCGUGCACCAUCCCAAUGCACAAAUUCGAGCUCAUCACGGUAUUCGAGAGAUGAACACGGAUUGGAACUAAGGGCACCUGUUCGAGUUAUGACCAACGAAGAGAUAAAGCAAACCACCCCUAGAUCCAUCGUACCAGGUGGGGUCCGGUUAAGUCCCCAAGCCUCUCGAAGAGAAGACUGCUUGCCAGCGGCUGGCUGUGAUCCUGAGAAGCAGCGGACCGAGAGACGACAGUACCCCAUACAAGUUGAGGAGCAUUUGAACUUUCAAAGCCUUGAUGACUUAGUGAGCAAGGACAAUACUAGCCCAGCCUUGACCACAGAAGCGACACAUCAUGUCUCACCCCAGUCGAAAUUCUACAGACCACUUUCACAAUGGGAGAGCCUCUCUCCUCAAGUGAUCAGAGAAAUAACGAUACCAUCAAAGCCAGAGACCAAAAAGGUUGCCGUUGCCCAUAGCAGUACUCUUGAACUCAUUCGCAUCCAGCAGUUCAUCCACAGCAUCGAAGGAACCCACCCCCAGGAUGUCCUUGACCGUCUCAGAGAAGACUGGCUCGAGUAUUCGGGUGAAGAAAUUGAAGAUGAGGUGGCACUUGAAAAACAAUUGUGGCUAUUGACAGGCUUCCACACACUGAAUGCGGGCAAGGUUCGGAUCAUUCCGAAACCGAAGUGCAAUACGGGCAGAAUCUUGGAGCUCUACGGCAAUCUGUCUGAGGUAUAUCAACUGUCGGCGACCAAUCCACACCAGGUGGUACAUUUUCUCACCACCAAAAUCCAACGGCAGAUAUCACUCCCUGGAAAUGUGUCGUAUCUGACUGUGCGAGAAUGCGGUGCAGUACCAUUACCUUACCCUGAGAAUUACUUCUCUCACAUCAGAGCAUCUACACUGCCACCUUUGGUUCCCUCCGCCAAGUUACCCGAACUAUUCAAUGAGUGUUAUAAGCUCCUCGCGCCUGGCGGCCUACUCGAGAUCAGAAUCAUGGAUGCAGCCCCUUUACGGAGAACAGCCGGCCCCAAGAUGAGGAUGUGGAUUGAAGACAGGUUAUCUUUGAACCUUGAGAGACUCUUUCGUUGUUCAAGGCCAUGCUUAUUAGUCCCUAGUUGGCUAGCUGCUGCAGGAUUUGGAUUGGCGAUUCCGGAAGGCGAUCAAAACGUGGCGUUACCAUGCGCUUUCGACAAAAAUUCAUCCGAUAUAAAUUCAGAGCUUUCAGCGAUAAUAGGAAAGGCUCUAUGGAAAGACAUCUGGGGUCAGUUUGUUGACGACAUUCCGGAUGAGUCGAAAUGGUGGUGGGAAGACGAGGAGAUUAUGCAAGAAUGCCUGCAGCGCAAGACUGUGUUCGAAUGUCGAGCAAUAUAUGCAUACAAAAACUGAUGGACGUGCCUUUGAAUGGAUAUCGCAACGUUUGAUUUCCUUUGUUGACAUCCGGCAUGGCGUUGUGCGCGGCAAUUGUCUUUUGGGAUACCCGAUUCAAGCGUUGGAUCAAUUUUAGGUUUUCUAAAAGUCUUGCAGCUAGGUUUCCCUUCAUGGGCGGUGUUUGGGCAUGCUUGCUGACAGCUUCGUUAUCGACGUUGGUGUAGGUCUAAAUUAACGACGC
Molecule: messenger RNA, 2275 nt
Organism: Dothidotthia symphoricarpi CBS 119687
Lineage: Eukaryota; Fungi; Ascomycota; Dothideomycetes; Pleosporales; Dothidotthiaceae
Exons: 4
Coding region: 277-2052 (591 amino acids)
Source: RefSeq, a predicted model, not a curated record